UAUCGUGUUAUUGCUGUCGCCGUCGUCUCUUCUAUCGGUAGCUGUCAUAUAUUUCCUUCCAAUCAGCUUACUUGCAGGCCGACAGGCAUGCAAGUGUUUCCCUCCAUCAUUAUAAGCGUGCAUCGGUCACUAGAAUUGUUUCAUCAUAUAUCAUCGUCGUCAUCUCUUUUUUUCUUUCCGCCUUUGCCAUUGACAGAUGGUUUUUUUUUUUUAUCAAAACAUUCCAAAUCCCAUCACUAUAGAGGCAGGCUUAUAUGGUUACGAAACCAAACCGGUGGUGUAGAUGGAUGGCAACACCGUGCCAACCAUCCUUGGAGUGGCUGAGAAACUGAGCCCGGUCGUCGAAUUUGUAUAAUGACGCCGUGCAAAGUAGGCAGGCAGGCAGGCGGGAACGUCGUCGUCAAUCGUGCCUCCAGCCUUUUUGAUCGUUCCAACUCACCCAGCCAUAAAAACCAUUGACCACCCUGUCUCCCACAUCGCCGCUUUUGACCGCCCCGGCGUCGUCAAGCCAUCGUCAAGCAAUUAAUGUCUCAUUAAUAAAACCCUCACCGCUCGACGCCGACCACCGAACAACAACCUGGGUCAAAAGGCAUUAUUAGCGCGGCCGUCCAUCGUAUCGGGGGGGUGUAUAUAUACAUACAUAUAUAUGGCACGAUCCAACGGUCCUGAUUCAACUUACAACUGCGCAAAUGAACGUGGGAGUCAUCCAACGCUCCUAGGGUUUUCUCUUGGGUUCUGCUGCGUUUCCCUUAUUCCGUGCGAGUUUUCAUUGGUUCUUGCAUCAUUAUAUUACCUCGUUUCUUUGUUUGUCUUCGCCAAUCCCGCCUUUUCCCCAUUGAAAAUGACGUCCGGUAGGCAUCGAGUCCCUUACUGCUGCUGGCCAAUAGGCUACAACUCGAUUCUUUUUCCUGUGUCUUUUAUCCGAUUCUCGGUUGAUUAAAGAAAGGUUGCAUCUUUGCAGCGGUUUAGGUUCGCUAUACUCCUUGGGGUUGGGUUCGGUUGGAUGAUAGAGGAGGGUGCCAAGAUGAGGGGCGGAGAGGAUGCGCCCGCUGGCCCGCCCUCCGGCGUCCGGAGAACUUUUUGGAGGUCUUCGUCAUGGUCCUCAUCACGGAUCGCCGCGCAGGACCAUUCGAAAGAUUCCACCUCCGAGGACAGCAACUCGGCCGAUGCUCCCUGCCCGCCUCCCCCCUUCACUCCAAGAUCGCAGAGCCACAAGGCCCGCUCGUGCCUCCCUCCUCUCGCCAUCGCCCGCCGGAGCUUCGACGAGUGGCCUAAGCCCGGUUCCGAUGACCUCGAGCAAUGGCCCCAUCCGCCCACCCUCGGUGCCAAGCCCGACGAGGGCUUAAAGCCGGAUCAUUCUUCGCUAAGGACCCCAGGUACGAGAGAUCAGAUCGCUUUCAAGGAGUGCUCCAAGGUCGCAGACCAUGUCUACCUCGGCGGAGACUAUGUUGCUAGGAACAGAGAAAUCCUUCGCCAGCACGGGAUUACCCAUGUCCUCAACUGUGUUGGUUUUGUUUGCCCCGAGUACUUCAAAUCAGACCUCAUCUACAAGACUCUUUGGUUGCAGGACAGCCCGUCGGAGGACAUCAUUAGUAUUCUGUAUGAUGUGUUCGAUUACUUUGAGGAUGUGCGGGAGCAAGGUGGGAGGGUGUUCGUCCAUUGCUGCCACGGUGUUUCACGGUCGACUUCUCUGGUAAUAGCUUACCUGAUGUGGAGAGAAGGGCAGAGCUUCGAUGAUGCAUUCCGGUUUGUGAAGACGGCAAGGGGGAUCGCCAACCCCAACAUGGGCUUCGCUUGUCAAUUGCUGCAGUGCCAGAAGAGGGUCCACGCCAUCCCCCCGAGUCCCGCUCCGGUGCUGACGAUGUACCGAAUGGUUCCGCACUCACCGUACGAUCCUCUGCAUCUCGUCCCCAGGAUGUUGAACGACCCAUCUCCUGCCGCUUUGGAUUCCAGGGGAGCAUUCAUCGUUCAUGUCCUCUCAUCCUUGUAUGUGUGGAUCGGUAACGACUGUGAACCCGCGAUGGAGGAGGAUGCAAAAGCUGCCGCCUUACAGGUGGUAAGGUACGAGCGGGUUCAGGGGCCACAUGCCACGGUCGAAGAAGGGGAGGAGCCCUUGGAAUUCUGGGAGGCCUUCUCGAGUGCACCCCCUUCGGAGGAGGAGGAGGGCAGGGAGACGAACGAGGAACGGGUUGAAUCAGCUGCUAAGAUGAUCGCCGGUGCGAGGAGAGUGGAAUCCUAUGAUGCUGACUUUGAGCUUUUCCAUGGGGCUCUCGCUGGAGGUAUCAUCCCACCGUUCUCUUGUUCGGGACAGGGGCAGGAAAACCAUCUUCCUGCAAGAGAAAGCGACUGGAGCUUAUCGAGGCGUAAGUUUCUCUCUAAACCAAUGUUCAAGGUUUAUUCAGAUUCUCAUACUGAUAGAGAAAAGCAUUUAGCAUCAACCUCCCCUCGUUAUUAAUUCCCUUUCUCUUAAUUAUCUUUCCUCGGAUUCGAGCA
Messenger RNA from Musa acuminata subsp. malaccensis (wild Malaysian banana), 2493 nucleotides. Its product is annotated as protein-tyrosine-phosphatase MKP1-like. Gene Ontology annotation, molecular function: protein tyrosine/serine/threonine phosphatase activity. Gene Ontology annotation, biological process: protein dephosphorylation. Lineage: Eukaryota; Viridiplantae; Streptophyta; Magnoliopsida; Zingiberales; Musaceae. The record is from RefSeq and is a predicted model, not a curated record.